CCAAACCCUAAGAAGCGAAGAAGAAGAAGAAGAAGAGACCAUGGGGAUCGCUAAUCUCUCAUACGAGGAAUGCCGCCAUAAGAGACUCGAAGAAAACAAGAAGCGGAUGGAAGCCCUAAAUCUGCCUUUGCUUUCUCAAGCUCUCCUCCAUUCUUCCCCUUCCAAAUCCUCGCCUAGUAAGCUCGCCAAGCCUCGCGUGACGCAGAAACAACUCGUAGUUGUGAGGAGAUCCAGUCGCAUAGCGAAACAAUCCGCCCCCGUUUACGCCGAAGUUGUUGUAAAUCGUGUGGUGAUUCCUAGAAGGAUCUCCAAUGCUACAGAUCUUUCAAAUCGAGUUUAUUCUUCGGAUGAAGCAAGAAAAAAUGCCUUUGAAAGAGCUGAGCGAUUACAAUCUGGAUUAGAGACGAAUUAUCCCAACUUUAUAAGGUCGAUGCUUCCAUCUCAUGUUAGUGGUGGAUUCUGGCUGGGCCUUCCUUCUCAUUUCUGCAAGACGCACCUUCCAAAUCGCGAUGGAAUUGUGACAUUAAUAGAUGAAGAUGGAGAUGAAUAUCCAACAGUAUAUUUAGCACGAAAAACAGGACUCAGUGGCGGAUGGAAGGGUUUUUCAGUUGCUCAUAAAUUGGCUGAUGGGGAUGCUGUGAUUUUUCAAUUCAUUAAACCUACAACGUGCAAGGUGUACAUCUUUAGAGCGAAUAGUUCCAGAAAAGAUAGCAAUUCUAACAGUAGCUAAAUGACUGACAUUUUCAUCCCAACUCAGGCAAGAUGUUGCCGGGUGGAACGUGCACAUACAUAAUGGCAGCUACUUUUUUUUGUCAUCUUGGUUUUGGAGCACAACGGCAACCUUUCUCUUGUACAAUCUGUCUCUAUGAAGUAAAUGCAAACACUUUGUAUGUUAAAGUGCUUGUCUGCUGUAGUGGUACCUCUCUUCUUCUCUCUUUCUCUCUCACCUUUAGUUUAGUUUAGUUUACGCUAUAUUGUUGUGAACGGGUAGAAAUUUGACUGAUUUUGAAGGAGCAGACUUGUACGAGCAAAGAAAUUUGUUAAGGAUUGUUGGGCGUG
This is a messenger RNA of Cucurbita moschata (crookneck pumpkin), 1059 nucleotides long. RefSeq names its product B3 domain-containing protein At5g42700-like. The record is from RefSeq and is a predicted model, not a curated record. Bases 41 to 730 code for a protein of 229 amino acids. Gene Ontology annotation, molecular function: DNA binding. The transcript has 7 exons. NCBI's taxonomy places the organism in Eukaryota, Viridiplantae, Streptophyta, Magnoliopsida, Cucurbitales, Cucurbitaceae.